Oldenlandia corymbosa var. corymbosa is the source of this 2909-nucleotide messenger RNA. The record is from the annotation of a GenBank genome assembly. NCBI's taxonomy places the organism in Eukaryota, Viridiplantae, Streptophyta, Magnoliopsida, Gentianales, Rubiaceae.
CCAAAGGGCCCUAAGAGUGACUCUUAGGUUUUCUUCUUCUUCCUACUGAUUAUCCCUGUUUUCCUGUGAUUUCUACCCUUAUUCCCUACAGUUUUCUAUUGAUUUUCCGCUGCGUUUAUCCUAUUAGACCAUCUACAACCUGAUUUUCUUAACCACCAAGUUUGUCCUGCGUUAGAAGUACUAACCAAAUUUUAAGUAUAAUUUAUCUGUUCAUUUCACAACUUUUUUCUGAGUUUUGUAACUUUUAAAGUGAUUGAUUGUCUGAUAGUGUUUGCUUCUUUCCUUAAAAAUGAAGUGAAAUAAAAUUGUUUCAGGUUGCUAUUUCCUCUUUCAGUUUGUAGAAGGUUUUGUUGACAAUCUUCCUUUUCCAAACAGUUCUUGUCCUUGCUGAACUCCAAUGCUGCUUUUUACUACGAGAUCGUACGGGAUUGCUAUGAAGCAUUUGCAUUAUAUUGCUUUGAGAGAUAUCUGAUUGCCUGCCUAGGUUUGUGGAAAAAUUGUUCUCUCAUUUACUGUUUGAUUGAUUCCUAUUCUUUUUUUUUUUUUUUUUUUUUGAAAUUGGAUUGAUUCCUAUUCAUUAUUUAAGGUUUCAGUUGUUUAUGAGGCUCCUGAGAAUGUUGUACAGCUACUAAUCCUCAUAUCUUGAGCUGUAACUUUCAUGCAGUUAGAAGUUUUAGGAUUUUGUUUUAGUAAUGUUGUAGAUGUCCAAUUCUUUGUGCAGUUAUGAAGUUCUGACUAGUCAUCCAUGUGAAUUUGUGAGGUUUUCCAACUCGUUUAGAAGGAUGCACAUUUGCUUAAAUGCAGGUUUGUUUUAAAAUGAGAAUUAAGGUUUGGGAGUGUUAAUUCAUCUGGUGACAAAACUUCUUGGACAUUUUCUUUGCGUGCAUGUAGGUCAUCAAGAUUUGAUUUUUCUGUUUCCUAACCCAAGAAAUUGUGGAAAGUACAUUAAAGUAUUCACAAUACAGUAAAUGAAUAUCUGAGUAAAAAAUUGUUUGCAUAUGUGUUAUAAUAAGCUGCCGAUGACUUUCCUUCAGUAGUUUUACAAGUUUCAUCCUACAUCUCGAGCUUCCUUAGCUCUAUCAACUGGAAUAGUGAAGCUAAUUAGCAUCUCUGUCGUAUGUUUAUCGUAAGCUAUUACUACAUUGCUAUAUUUUUCUGUUUGCACAUGUAUCUCACCCUUAGCGGAAUUUAUGUGUAUAGCAAAGUUUGCUGGAAGAGAAGGGAAUUAUUGUAAGGGUGGCAUUACUUUGAAUCUUAGUCAUUAGAAAUUCAGUCCUCAUAUAAAUGUUGAUUGGAGAAUAUUGUGGAUGGUACUUUUGUCCAAUGUGAUUAUUCUUGAAUUCCUCCUUUAAAUCGCCCUAUCACGUAUAUGUUGAGCCCUUAUGAGAUCUCAUCUGUAAUGGAACUCUGAUGAUGAUUGUAUUUAUAUUUGUGUUACGCAGUCUGGUCAAGGCUACUAGGCUUACUACAUCUGUUAGCAAGUAGAGCAUGUUAUUUAAUCUAAUUGGCUUAAACUUUAGGUGGGGAGGAAAGUACCAUAGAAUUCAUGGAAAAUCAAAGGACGGCCUCUUCAAGCAUUCCUCUCCUCGAUGAAGCUUAUAUUUAUGGGCAAGUUGAGCAUCCUUUUCCUAUGAACUGUUGUCUACGGCCAUGGUACCUUGGAUCAGACUUUUAUCAAGCAGUGAAAAUUGGGGUUGUGCAAUAUAUGAUACUGAAGAUGAUAUGCGCUCUGUUUGCUAUGUUUUUUGAAUUUUUUGGCGUUUAUGGUGAGGGAAAAUUUGAAUGGACAUAUGCUUAUCCAUACUUAGCAGUUAUUUUAAACUUCAGUCAGACGUGGGCCUUGUACUGCCUGGUGCAGUUUUACUCUGUUACCAAGAACAAGUUGGCGCCAAUUAAACCUUUGGCCAAAUUUCUGACAUUCAAGUCCAUUGUUUUCUUAACAUGGUGGCAAGGUGUUGCGGUUGCUUUUCUUUUCUCACUGGGAGCCUUUAAAGGGGCUUUGGCUCAGGUCUUGCAAGCACGUAUUCAGGAUUAUAUUAUUUGCAUUGAGAUGGGUGUUGCUGCUGUGAUACAUCUAUAUGUUUUCCCAGCCGUUCCUUAUAGACGGGGAGAAAGAUGCGUCCGUAAUGUUGCUGUCAUGUCAGACUAUGCAUCUCUUGGGUCUCCGGAGGACCUCGACGAGGUCAGAGACUGUGAGAGAACUACAAAGUUGCGAAUUGGUAGGCAAGAAGAAAGAGAGAAACGGUUGAAACUUCAUCAAAGUGUCCGUGAUGUGGUUAUUGGAAGUGGCGAAAUUAUUGUGGAUGACAUGAAGUUCACAGUUUCGCACGUUGUCGAACCAGUUGAAAGAGGGAUUGCUAAAAUUAACAGAACAUUCCAUGAGAUAUCGGAGAAUGUGAAACGGCAUCAGCAGAGGCAGAAGAGUUGGAAAGACGACAGUUACCUCGUGCCGUUAAACUCGUGGAACACAGAGUUUUCGGAUGUACAUGAAGAUUUACCUGAUGGGAGUUAUAGUGAUAGUGGAUUGGCAAAGGGGAAGAGAUCACAUAACCAACAACAGAAAGGCUCAUCAUCAUCAUCAUCUUCAUCUCGGUUCAUGAAAAGAUAACACACAACCUUGUACAGAAAGAGGCCGACUAAUCUAUACGAGCAGCAAUUUUCCUGACGGAUAUAUCUAAUCUUGGUAGUUUGUAUUAUAGGGGAACUCAGAACUUCUUUCAAACUAAUUAACGAGUUGAGCAGACAAAUUUCUCUUAUUGGCUGUUCCACCAGCUCGCACCUUCAAUUCUUAAAAAGAAGUUAUGAGACUUCCUUUUUCUAAAUUCCUUCUUUUUUAUGUUAAAAACGUGAAACGUGAACUGAAUAAGUUGCGGAGUUUUACAACUAUAAUUGUAUCCAAUAUAACAACA